AUGUUCUCUCCUGCGCUUGGGAGAGCCUUUCGCUCAACCAGCGCCAUCACCGCUGUGCCGACCAGUUCUGUCGGUCGCGCUGCGAUAAGCACCGCGCAACAGCCUUUUAGACCGAGCCAUCAACGGCGCCUAUCGUCCUCAAAGCCUUCUACACCUCCAGACAACUCGAAGAGGCCGACCGAGAAUGCCGCGGAAGAGCUGAAGACAUCAGAGAAGAGGUCGAGCAGGAGCAGCAAGCUCAAGGUCUCCAGUACAUCUGCGCCGGCAACUGCAGCACGCAACAUCCCUUAUGUGAAGCCAACAGAUCACCUCAUGGAGCACCACCUUGUUCUCUCCACCCUCUUCUCGCAACACCGACCCAUCUCGAUCAGCCCAGCCGCUGAACAGUCUGUGCCGGUCGCGGCUUCCAUGGAGCAGUUCGAAGCUAUCUUCCAGCCGCAGAGGCGCAACGAGUCCGAGAUCAUCGUGAACACCCACAAGACUUUGGCCGAAUUCAUUCAUCGUGUUCAGGCCUCGGCCGACCAGUACGAGGCUAUGGAUGCCUUCGAGGAAGCCGCCGAGGAGAUCUACCACCUCGACAGCUUCGCACCAGCACAGCCAGAAUCUCUGGAGAGCUACGCCUUCAGGCCGCCGCCUGCGCCCGUACCUUUCGACCCAUUAGCGACCGAGGAGGCAUGCGAGAUUACCCUCCCCACUACCCACACCGGUCGCUCGAAGACCUUCCGUGAGCACGUCAGGAGGAGGCGAAGCGGCAUGCUCUUGAUCAGUGUCAAGAGGCAGAGGAAGCUUAAGAUGAAGAAGCACAAGUACAAGAAGCUCAUGAAGAGGACGCGUCUGCUGCGAAGGAAGCUGGAUAGGUUGUAG
This is a messenger RNA of Macroventuria anomochaeta, 864 nucleotides long. RefSeq lists its product as uncharacterized. Gene Ontology annotation, cellular component: mitochondrion. Bases 1 to 864 code for a protein of 287 amino acids. The transcript has 2 exons. Gene Ontology annotation, biological process: mRNA processing. The record is from RefSeq and is a predicted model, not a curated record. NCBI's taxonomy places the organism in Eukaryota, Fungi, Ascomycota, Dothideomycetes, Pleosporales, Didymellaceae.